CGUGUUCCAGCAGGUCUGAACAGGAAUUGGGGGCAGUGUUGUGCUAGGAGUCUGGAGAGCCUUGCCAUUGCCAUCCCUCGUUGUAAAAGGUAAAGGUAAAAUAAUGACGCUGCUCGGGAGUUUUUCAGAGCACACAGCGUUCUGCCCGCGGCUGUAGAGUGCCAGACUUGCCACUAGCACCAGAAGUAGUGUCCUUCAGGGUUCAGUGGUGGUGUGGCAGCCUUGUUUUACAUAUUCAAGGGAGACCAACACUAAGAGUCAAAACACAGUUGAUGGUAUAACUAUUCAAAAUUGAGAGAUGCCAGAAGUGAAGCAGCAAUGCCGAGUGUGUGGGGGCGAGUCCUUCACCAUGGCCCAUGGCAUGAAGGUGUGCGACCAGUGUGGCCAGCAGGAGGAGCACUUUGUCGAGCUGCUGAGUCAGGAGAAUAUUGGGGAGGUGGAGCGCUCCCGCCUGCUCACCACACGCCUGCAGGAGCCUGAGGACGAGGGAGCCGCCCACCCACCCACCUCUCGUGAGAAAAAGCUGAACAACUGGACGACUUAUGAGGCAUACAACAUCAUCCUGUAUGAGUGGACCAAGGCAUUGUGCAAGCUUGGGGCAUCACCUAAAGUGGAGGCGAUAACCUUCAAGCUGUGGGUUGCCUAUCUUCAGCGCAUUGGCAUCGCCUUCUCACAAGCAAGACAAUCAUUUCCUCUCUCUUCCUUAAAAAAUAACAGAGACAAGAAGCUCAUCUACGAGAAGGCUGAGUCUGUCUCCAGCAGGUCGCUCCACUCCUACUCCCGCCGCAGAAAGAAGAAAAAAGCAGCACGCACAAAACUGGACAAAAUAAAAGACAGGAUUGAGUCGAAGAAAAUAAGGAAUGCUGUGAACAAUAAGCAGAACUCAAGUUUCAUGAACACCACCCUUGCUAGUGAACUAAGCAAGUCGCUGAAUGAGUUUGAAGCUUCCAUGGUUUCAGAUUCUGGCACCUCCUGUACUCCAUCUCAAGCUGCAGAGUCAAAAUUGAAUACAUCAUCAGUCGGAACUGGGUUAAUUUCCACAGUGGAUGGGAGGAGUCACUAUGGGGCCCUGGAGAGUGAGUUGGAGAUGGAAACAGAUGAUGUACCUCAAGUACCAAGAAAACAGAUACGGCGUGACGAUGUGGUCAGGAACUGGAUAAAACGGUCUACCCAUAUAUACGGCUCAGACUCGGAAGGGGAACAAUAUCAGAAAAAUGGGGAAGAAAAAGACGAAAGUGAGAGAAUGGAACAAGAUUGUUGUAGUGAUGAUUACCACAGCUUUGAGACAGUAUCAACAAAGAGCCGUAAGUCUCAGCCGCAAAACACUAGAAAGAAGAAACGAGUGAGGAGUCUCAAGAGUAAGAAGGUGAAUUAUAACAUCCUUUACAAGAAGGCAGUGCAGGCAGCCAAUGAGGUCUCUGUGUACCGUGCCUCCAGACUGCCCUUCAUCAUGCGGUUCUCAAAGUUGCUGGGCAUCCUGUACCUGGCCGUGCUGCUGGCAGAGGACGACAUCCUGCUCUCAGACAUCAUCAGAUGGUGUCGAGAGGGCCACAUUCCCUAUUUCUCAGCACCUUAUCUCCUUCAGUCAGAUAUGGAGUUGGGUUAUUAUGACCUCAUAAUGCUGAGGGACUCCAAGAAGCUCCCUGAUGCCCAGGAGGUGCAGGCCAUCACUGGGCGGCUGGCAGCAUUCCUCAGCAUCCAGUAUGUGCCUUUGCCUCCUGUAGGGCGUGUCAUGAGGAAGUUUGUCAAGCUGCUGAACCUGCCUGAUCAAGUGGUAACCAUUGCAGAGAGCCUCAUUGGACUGGUGGAUGACACACAGGUGGGGCUGGUUAUACCUCCUGUUGAAAGCCUGGCAAUGGCAUCCAUCAUUUUGACACUGAAGGUGUACUGUGGCCUGGACACCAACACAGAGGUCAUGCUAUCCUGUGCUGCUGCGGCAAUCAGAGCCAAGAUGCCACAUCACACCUCAGUCAUUCCCUUCUCCUGGCAGGACUGGCAGAAACACAUCUCCUGCCUGGUGUGGGUGUGCUGCCAGGUGGAUGCCCCCACAGCCUUCCACUGGCAGCGGCUCCAUGACAUGUGCUACUUCAGUGCCUCGCUGUUCACCAGGUUCUUCUGGAGGGAAGGCAUGUGGAGGAUUCCUCGCACGUCAUGGGCAAAAAAGGUAGAGCUGCAGGCCUUUACUGAAAAACUCCUUCAGCAGCAGGGCCUCUCACUGGAGGAGGUGAUCAUGCAACCCCCCCUCUUCCCGGCCUCACGGCAGCCCCUCCGCAGCAUUAUUGACCAGCUCACCCAGAGAAAUGGUGCCACUGAAGCAGAAAUCCACAAGUACACUAAGGUUGCUGAGGAACUGACAGAGGAGUCUUUUGCCACACACAAGCUGAACUGGUUUUGUGAAAUGGAAUGCUUUGUCAAGGAGCUGCAAAGGUGUGGCAUGAAGACUGAAAUGAUGCUUUUUAAUGAGAAGAAAAGAGGUGGAAUUUUGUGUUGCUUCCAGACUGCAAACUAUGAUGCUGGAGGCAGGAAUGACAAUGGGACAAAUACAACACAGGAAUUCUUCAUCCCUAAUCCUCUGAAGAAUGUGUGGAAAGUCAAGCAGAAGGAAACUUCUUCCAGAGCAGGGUGGGACAAGGUGUUGCCCACCCUGCCAUCAAGCUUCCAGUGGCUGGUGGGUGUUGGUAGCCACAUAUGUGAGGCCCCAGAGGUGCAGUUGUUGUCACUUGUGUGUCUGCUGCAGAAGAAAGUAAAGAAAAUUGGGUGACAUGGUUGUGUUCUUCUUUCUUAUAUCUUUUAUCUACUUUAUGAAGAAUGUACUGGUGAAAAGUGUACAUAUUUAGUUCUUUAUGACACUCAGCAAAACACAUUUCGCUGACAUUUUAUCAACAAGCAGUGUCAUGACUGGCUACAGCAGGUGUGAUGGCCGCAGGUGUUUAUUUCAAGCAGUGCAGGGAGUGUGAGGUGGCAGCACCAGCACAGGCGUCAUCCACCUUGAUGCAGGGCGCCUGUGCUUCCUGUGUGCCUUCUUAUUGUAGAGAGCAAGUCUGUUAAACAUCAGAGAAGAGACAGUCAAUGCAAAAAGGGAGAGGGUUGUAUAAAUUGUCCAAUGCAAGUAGGGAAAAUAAACGGUCAACGAAAUGAUGAUGAUGGUUACUAGAGGAAGUAAGAAAACGCAAAUAAAAGAAAAUCGGUC
Molecule: messenger RNA, 3190 nt
Organism: Scylla paramamosain (green mud crab)
Lineage: Eukaryota; Metazoa; Arthropoda; Malacostraca; Decapoda; Portunidae
Gene: TAF1B
Product: TATA box-binding protein-associated factor RNA polymerase I subunit B-like
Exons: 13
Coding region: 299-2761 (820 amino acids)
Biological process (GO): nucleolar large rRNA transcription by RNA polymerase I; RNA polymerase I preinitiation complex assembly
Cellular component (GO): RNA polymerase transcription factor SL1 complex; RNA polymerase I core factor complex
Molecular function (GO): RNA polymerase I core promoter sequence-specific DNA binding
Source: RefSeq, a predicted model, not a curated record